UGACAGGGGCUACGGGAAAGUUGUCACAGGGGUUUUAGACAAAAGUCCAACUGCACAAAUAUUUGUUUUCUCUAGCAGUGUCUAUGUAUGUUGGUUUUAAUCAACUAUUUUAAUCAACUUAUAAUACAUUUUAUUUUAAAAUCUUUUUUAUUACACUUUCAAUUCUGAGUGCUGUGGAGUUGGAAUGACAUGGAGGGUCACUCUGAAGUCAUUUUUACACACAAGUGCACGAGCAAAACAAACGCAUCUAUGGCUUCACCUCUGAAAGCAGGCUUUCAAAGACUAGAAAUCCAGAAAACUAUAUGGGAUGUUCCAGACCUAUACACGUCACUCAAGCCGGUGGGCUCUGGAGCCUAUGGGACAGUAUGUUCUGCAAUAGACCAGAAGACUAUGGAAAAAGUUGCCAUUAAGAAACUAUACAGACCAUUCCAGUCUCUGAUUCACGCUAAACGUGCCUAUAGAGAACUCAGACUGCUGCGGCACAUCCAACAUGACAAUGUGAUCUGCCUUCUCAAUGUCUUCACCCCUGAUUCCUCGCCGGAGAAAUUUGACACUUUCUAUAUGGUCAUGCCAUUUGUAGCUCGGGAUCUUGGUCAUAUCAUGAAGAGGAAACAGUUAACCAGUAAAGUCAUCACAUACCUGUUCUAUCAGAUUCUCAGAGGACUCAAGUAUAUCCAUUCAGCUGGGAUCAUUCAUCGGGAUCUUAAGCCUAAUAACCUUGCUGUGGAUGAAAACUGUGAAUUGAAGAUCCUGGACUUUGGACUGGCAAGACACACAGAAACAGAGAUGACAGGUUACGUGGUGACACGCUGGUACAGAGCCCCCGAGGUCAUCUUGAACUGGAUGCAUUACACUCAGACAGUUGAUGUUUGGUCUGCUGGCUGUAUCCUGGCUGAGAUGAUAACAGGAGUGGUGCUUUUCCCCGGCAAUGACAGUAUGGAUCAGCUCAAGAAGAUCCUCAGCCUGACAGGGACACCGAGCUCAACGCUUGUUCAGAAGAUGCAAAGCAAAGAUGCCCAGUCAUACAUCAGGUCACUCCCAGUCCAGAGGAAAAAAGCCUUCAAAGAUGUCUUUCCAGCUAUGGAUCCUGAUGCCCUUGAUCUGUUAGAAGACAUGCUGAUUUUGGACCCGGAGGUCAGACUUACUGCAAAAGACGCACUGUCACAGCGGUAUCUGUCUGAGUUCCAUGACCCUGAAAAUGAGCCCAUCUCACCACCAUAUGACGAUUCUUUUGAGAGUCUAGAACUGGCCGUCAGCGAAUGGAAGAGUCUAAUCCAUAUGGAGAUUAUGACAUUCGACCCAGACAACCCCAGAGUGACGGCAACAUAAUAUUUAAACAGAUCUGAAGAGCAACCAACACUCCAAAGAAUAACAGACAGUGUUUAUUGCUUUAUUUUUAGCAAUAACUGUCUAUAAAACCAGAGCCGUAAUAACUGUUAAGAAUACUGCUUGAUUGUUAUUCGAUGGGUGAUUCUUAACUAUUACAUUUCAUGUGUACUCAAAAGUAAGCUGUCUUUAAACCCCAAUGGUUAGUUACUUGUAUUCAUUUAGCAGAUGCUUUUUAACAAAGUUGCUUACAAAUGAGAGAACGUUCAUCAAUGUCUUAAAAGCCAACCAUGAGUAUAGUACAAAAAACUAUGGGGAGUUUUUUUUAGAAAUAAGUGAAAUGAUGGAAAGUUAAGGGUUCAUUUUUUUCCUUACUUGUAGAUGUAUCCAUUUUUACACCUUUAAAGUAUUUUAGGACAGUGUAAUACUCUAACAAAAUAAAUGUUAUUUUUGUGUGUGCA
This is a messenger RNA of Triplophysa dalaica, 1787 nucleotides long. Its product is annotated as STKc_p38 domain-containing protein. Gene Ontology annotation, molecular function: MAP kinase activity; ATP binding. Gene Ontology annotation, biological process: protein phosphorylation; intracellular signal transduction. NCBI's taxonomy places the organism in Eukaryota, Metazoa, Chordata, Actinopteri, Cypriniformes, Nemacheilidae. The transcript is spliced from 13 exons. Gene Ontology annotation, cellular component: nucleus; cytoplasm. The coding region runs from base 190 to 1329 and encodes 379 amino acids. The record is from RefSeq and is a predicted model, not a curated record.